Bactrocera dorsalis (oriental fruit fly) is the source of this 1934-nucleotide messenger RNA. RefSeq names its product protein phosphatase 1 regulatory subunit 7 (gene sds22). The record is from RefSeq and is a predicted model, not a curated record. Gene Ontology annotation, molecular function: protein binding. The transcript has 2 exons. Lineage: Eukaryota; Metazoa; Arthropoda; Insecta; Diptera; Tephritidae. The coding region runs from base 162 to 1178 and encodes 338 amino acids.
UUCAAACUAAUAAAGAGUCCCGUUUCAUUAUAAAUAUUUUGAAAAAAUUGAAUUUGACCGUAAUUGCAUGCUGUGGCAACACUCACGUUGUAGCUAUAUGAUUUCGCAUUAGUUUUUAUUCAUAUUUGCGGGAUUACUGACUUUAAACAAGGUACUAAGCUAUGGCGGAUGGAAACUCAGCAGAAAAUGGAGCAUUGUCCGAUAUCACGAAAUCUGACACCUCUAUUGACACAAUAUCAAAGACCCCAUCUAUUGGACCUCCUGUGGAAACAGAAAUUAUUGAAGAACCACUUCCUUCCAUUGAAGAUGUUGUACUAAUUGAUCCAGAAUGUUUAGAAUUAGAUCUGAAUCAUCAUCGUAUUGAAAAGCUAGAGAAUUUUGAACCACUGAAAUGCAUUGAACGUCUUUACCUACGCUGGAAUCUUAUAAAGAAAAUUGAAAACCUCGACACAUUGACAACGCUCCAGGAACUAGAACUCUACGAUAACCAAAUCACUAAAAUUGAGAAUCUAGAUACAUUAGUAGAUCUAGAACAGUUAGACUUGAGCUUUAACCGUUUAACUAAGAUAGAAAAUGUAGAUAAAUUAGUUAAUUUGGAAAAGAUUUUCUUAUGUGCUAACAAGAUACAAGUUAUUGAAAACUUAGGCAUGUUAACUAAUUUGACUAUGCUGGAAUUGGGGGAUAACAAAAUUCGUAAAAUACAAAAUAUUGAAAUGCUGGUAAAUCUACGCCAACUAUACCUUGGCAAGAAUAAGAUAACUAAAAUUGAAAAUUUGGACACAUUGGUAAAUCUAGAAUGUUUAAGUUUACAAGCUAAUCGUAUUGUAAAAAUCGAGAAUUUGGAUAAGUUAGUUAAUUUGACUGAACUUUAUUUAUCGGAAAAUGGUAUAGAAAUAAUUGAAAAUUUAAAUUCAAAUACCAAUUUAGAAACUUUAGACUUGGCCAAAAAUAGAUUGAAAUCGAUAGACAACGUUGCCGAUUUAAAAGAACUGGAGGAAUUAUGGCUAAAUGAUAACAGUGUUUCCGACUGGAAAAAUAUUGAAAAUCUAAAAGAAAAUACAAAGCUUAAAACUAUUUACUUGGAACACAAUCCCGUAGCCACAGAUAAGAUGUAUCGCUUCAAGUUGCGUUCCAUUUUGCCAUGGCUUGAAAAAAUAGACGCCACUCUAUGUCGGUAAAAAUGCAUAUCUCAAUUUUCAUAUACUAAUAAAAUAACAUUCAAUAUGAAGAAAAUUGGAAACUAAAAAAAAAAUAUUUCUGAACCUAGUUUUAAUUUUUUGAAAACCUGACAGCAAAAAUUCAAAUACCAGAUUUUUCUAAUAUGUUCUAAAAUAUAUUCAUUACUUUACUGGUGAUCCGCGAAAGUGCAUUUUAAGCGUCUACCAUUUUCAAUGGAAAUUAGUCAUACCUGACCCUUACAUUCAAAUGUAUGCAUAGACCGCUGAAUUUGUUUCUAAUUUGGUGACUAACUCAUAGAUAAGUAUUUGUAAAGAUAAUAAACAACAUUUAAAUAAAGAUUUCGCAACAUAUACAAAGCAUAAUUGCAUGUUCUAAGAUCGUAAGUAGAAAUUUUUUUUCGAUGGCGCCUAGUGUUUUCUUGUCCUGACCAGGUGUGUGUAAAAGCUGUUUAUUGUAUGAUUUGAUGAACUACUUACACAAAAAAGCGCAAAUUUUAUCAUAAAUAACGACAACUGAUGAUUUAAAUAAAAAUAAUCUCUACGUGCUAUCGAAAGAUCGAAUAAAAUUUCAGAGAAGCAGAAUCCAAGGCGUGAGGACAAAAUAUCGAACUUUAAUUCGUCGUAAUUAUGAGAUAAAUACUAAUUAGUUCUACAUUAAUGCAUACAGUAUGCUAAUAUAAAAUUCGUUGUAUAUUUUUUUAUUUGAAUGUUUUCUUUUUUAUUAAAGUAAAUUAAAACAAAAUUUCUUAUAACUAA